UUGGCGAAGGGGCGGGCGGUUUGGUAUUUGUUUUGCUUUACUCAUGAUUUGAGCAACAUCGUAAGGCGCUGAUGCAAAAUCCAAAAAUCAUUCGACAUAACAGAUAUACCGGAGGAGAUGUUUCUACGAAUUAUAUAACCAGGAACGGCCGAAGGAGUUUUCGAAAUUUACUCAUUUUGAGGGACGCUUUGGAGCUUUUGCAAAUACAUCUACGCAUUGAACACGAAAAGGAAUUGUCUGCUUUUCUCGUCACAAUUCUACUGUCCAUAUGAACUCGUGACCAGAGUUGUACCAGCUGCAGGGUUGUUGUUGUAAGUGAAGGCACUAUUUAGUGGAACCACUUUGUGAGAGAUCGACACAAUCAUACACCCUGAAAAUGAGUCGCAGUGCGAUUUCGGUGCCUUCCGGUGACAGUUCACGCAGUAAUAUGGAUAGUACCUUCAUACGUACCAUCGAAUGGGAUAUGAUGAACAAGGCCAAAUUCUUUCCACUCUCCAUGUUGAGUUCAUUCUCUGUCCGCUGCUGCCUAUUUCCGUUAACAGUGAUAAAAACACAGCUUCAGGUGCAACACAAAAGCGAUGUGUACAAGGGUAUGUUUGAUUGUGCCUAUAAAAUUUACCGUUCUGAAGGCAUUCCCGGUUUGUAUCGCGGUUUCUGGAUAUCCUCUGUUCAAAUUGUUUCCGGCGUUUUUUACAUCAGCACCUAUGAGGGGGUGCGGCAUAUAUUGAAAGACCUAGGAGCUAGUCACAAUGUCAAAGCCCUUGUAGGUGGAGGUUGUGCGUCUUUAGUCGGGCAAACAAUCAUUGUACCUUUCGAUGUAAUCUCCCAACAUGCCAUGGUCUUGGGUAUGGCUCAACAUGCCGGUAAUGCAAAAGCCGAUUUAAAUCCACUUGGCAUUGACACAGGUCCAGGACGAAGCCGCAUUAACAUAUCCGUCGACAUUGCAAAGGAGAUAAUGAGGAGAGAUGGAUUUCGAGGAUUUUACCGGGGGUAUACGGCCAGUUUAAUGGCCUAUGUUCCGAAUUCGGCAAUGUGGUGGGCUUUUUAUCACUUGUAUCAGGAUGAACUAUGUCGAAUAUGUCCUCCUUGGGUGUCACAUCUUCUAAUUCAAUGCGUUGCUGGCAGCUUGGGUGGAUUCACAACAACGAUACUCACCAAUCCAUUAGAUAUAGUUAGAGCAAGAUUACAGGUGCAACGUCUCGAAAGUAUGAGAGUAGCUUUCCGAGAACUGUGGCGGGAAGAAGGACUAAAUUGUUUCUUCAAAGGAUUGUCAGCCCGUUUAGUUCAGUCGGCUGCCUUCUCCUUUAGCAUAAUUUUAGGCUACGAAACUAUUAAACGCAUUGCAGUGGAUGAACGUUAUAAACACCAAAUACGUUGGUAAAAACUCUAGAGCCCAACGAGAGAACUAUAAACUACAGGUCCGGACCCACCAACUUAGCCUGGAAUGCACAAAUCAACAGACGAUAAAUGAAUAACCCAUGUUAAUAAUUAAUCAGCAGAAUACGGAAUGCAUUUAAAGAUAUACAAAAAGAAAAAAAUUUUACCAGAAUGCAACAAAAGAAACAAAACGCUACAAAAUAUCUGUUCAUAUGGGGUAACGACAAAGUUCUCCAGUGUGAAUUUCCCUUUGCUGUUUUAAAUAGUGUCAAUGGAACAAAGCUCACCAAAGAGGUUAAUUGGUAAAAUAUAAAAAAACAACAACAAAAAUGUAAACAAAUACAACUGGAAUCCAAUCAUUGCUAAUUUCAUCCAUUUCCUUUUAUAAAUAACUUUAGCUUUAGGCACGAUGGUGACGAUGAUGAAUGAACACAUCUUGUGACACACAAAAAAGAAACUUUUGAAUGUUUUUUAAUUUUUUAUUUUUGUAAAUAACUAAAUGUUGAUCAUUUCUAUCUAACUAUAAAAGAGAAACCAAUACACAUGCAUACUGCAUAGCUUUAUUAUACACAUCUUUAUAUUUAUUAGUUUAUUGUCAGCUUUAUGUAGCCAAUUAUACUAGAAUGACGCUAAAACAAGGGCCAAAAAUCCUUAUUAUUUAUUUGGACAUUUCUUUUAUAAUUAUUAUUAUUGUUAUAUUGUUAAGUUUAAAGGCAGAAUGCGUCUACCAAUCCUUUUUCAAUGGCUCAAGUGUUUUGUAAACAAUUUUACUUUAUUUGUUGCUAUACCAAAACCCCACACUAUGCAUACUCUCAUAACCUACCUACAUACAUACAUACAUUUAUCUCUUAGAUUAUUUGUUACAUGAGAAGUGAUGCAAAAUUUUGAAAAUUUUGUAAUUAUUGUUAACCUUAAGUCAAUGUACUAUAAUAAAAUAGAUGCGAUAAUAAUAAUAAUAAUAAUAUUAUAACAUUUAUGUAGAUUUUCCGUUUAGACAAAUUGAAGUGAAAUGAAAAUAAAACAAUUACAAAAUAUGUACAAUAAUUUAUUAAAGCAAAAAA
Messenger RNA from Stomoxys calcitrans (stable fly), 2438 nucleotides. Its product is annotated as solute carrier family 25 member 44. Gene Ontology annotation, cellular component: mitochondrion. Gene Ontology annotation, molecular function: branched-chain amino acid transmembrane transporter activity. The record is from RefSeq and is a predicted model, not a curated record. Bases 377 to 1381 code for a protein of 334 amino acids. The transcript is spliced from 4 exons. NCBI's taxonomy places the organism in Eukaryota, Metazoa, Arthropoda, Insecta, Diptera, Muscidae. Gene Ontology annotation, biological process: branched-chain amino acid catabolic process; transmembrane transport.